AUGUGUUAUGCCGUUGAAGCUGCGAAACUGAUUGAACAGAGACAUGCUGGAGUUUGUGGUGCACGAUUUGGAGUGCCAAAAUCCAUCAUUUCUCAUAACGGUGCGAAUAUCAGUAGUCACGUGAUGAUAGAGAUAUGUGAGCAGUUUAAGGUCACUCAUCAGAAUUCAACUGCUUAUCGUCCCCAAAUGAACGGAGCUGUAGAUGACGCCAAUAAGAAUAUCAAAAAGAUUUUGAGGAAAAUGAUUGACAAGCAUAGAGGUUGGCAUGAGAUGUUACCAUAUGAUUUACUAUGUUAUCAAACAACUGUCAGAAUAUCGACUGGCUCUACUCUAUACCUACUAGCAUAUGGAACAGAAGCAGUCAUACCUGGUGAAGUCGAAAUACCGUCUUUGGGAAUUCUCCAAGAAGCUGAGCUAAGUAAUGUUGAAUGGGUCAGCAAACGGAUUUAUCAACUAAAUUUGAUUGAUGAGAAGAGAAUUGUUGACGUCUGUCAUGGUAAAUUAUAUAGGCAGAGAAUGGUUCGCGCCUUUCACAAGAGAGUAAAAGCUAGAAUUUUCAAAGUAGGUCAGUUGGUUCUUAAGCGUUUUUUUCCUCAUCAAGAUGAGUACAAAGGAAAGUUCGCACCAAACUUGCAAGGUCCUUACAUGGUUCGUAAAGUAUUAUCUUGA
Solanum lycopersicum (tomato) is the source of this 669-nucleotide messenger RNA. NCBI's taxonomy places the organism in Eukaryota, Viridiplantae, Streptophyta, Magnoliopsida, Solanales, Solanaceae. The record is from RefSeq and is a predicted model, not a curated record.